Octodon degus (degu) is the source of this 1700-nucleotide messenger RNA. RefSeq names its product adenosine A3 receptor (gene Adora3). Bases 292 to 1251 code for a protein of 319 amino acids. Gene Ontology annotation, biological process: G protein-coupled adenosine receptor signaling pathway. Gene Ontology annotation, cellular component: dendrite; plasma membrane; synapse. Lineage: Eukaryota; Metazoa; Chordata; Mammalia; Rodentia; Octodontidae. The transcript has 2 exons. Gene Ontology annotation, molecular function: G protein-coupled adenosine receptor activity. The record is from RefSeq and is a predicted model, not a curated record.
AGCAGCAUUUUCAGACUCAGCCCACACUGAACUGUCCUCCGGGCUUCUGGGAGGCCAGGAGGUUAUGGCCCACACAUGGAUGAGAAGUGAUUGCCCUGGGAUGGGCCCUCUCUAAGGACAGGGAUCUCCAAGAGCUCAUCCCAGCAAAGAGGAGAAGGAAUGAGCAAACUGGGAGUUUCCAACUGUUGCUUUACCUGGACUUCUGGAAAGACAUCUGGCAAGAGCUAGGGCUAGUGGCCCCUACAAAUCCUGCUGGCUAACUUAUCAUCUGGGAGGCUUCUCUGAGACAGCAUGCUAUUCAACAACACCGAUACCCCAUUGUGGGUUAAAUUCACCUAUUUCACCAUGGAGGCCUUCAUCGGACUCUUCGCUGUGGUGGGCAACGUGCUGGUCAUCUGGGUGAUCAAGCUGAACCCCAGUCUGCGGACUACCACCUUCUAUUUCAUCGUCUCCCUGGCCCUGGCUGACAUUGCCGUUGGGGUACUGGUCAUACCCUUGGCCAUUGUCAUCAGCCUGAGCAUCCCAAUGCACUUCUAUAGCUGCCUGUUCAUGUGCUGCAUGCUGCUGGUCUUCACCCACGCCUCUAUCAUGUCCCUGCUGGCCAUUGCUGUGGACAGAUACCUGCGGGUCAAGCUCACUGUCAGAUACAAGAGGGUCACUACUCAAAGACGAAUAUGGCUGGCCUUGAGCCUCUGUUGGCUGGUGUCCUUUCUGGUGGGAUUGACCCCCAUGCUUGGCUGGAAUGGGAAACUAGCCUCAAAAGAACUGCAGAAUGUCACCAUCUGUCCCUGCACCUUCCUUUCCACCAUGAGUAUGGAGUACAUGGUCUUCUUCAGCUUUUUCACCUGGAUCUUCAUCCCCCUGGUUGUCAUGUGUGCCAUCUAUCUGAACAUCUUCCAUGUCAUCCGGAAUAAACUCAGUCAGAACCUUUCUGCCUCCAAAGAGACAGGUGCAUUUUAUGGGCGGGAGUUCAAGACAGCUAAGUCCCUCUUUCUGGUUCUCUUCUUGUUUGCUCUGUGCUGGCUCCCUUUGUCCAUCAUCAACUGUGCGCUGUACUUUGAUGUCAGUAUAUCAGAUGAUAUCAUGUUCCUGGGCAUCCUCCUGUCCCAUGCUAAUUCCAUGAUGAACCCUAUUGUCUACGCUUGCAAAAUAAAGAAGUUCAAAGAAACCUACUUUUUGAUCCUCAAAGACUGUAAAGUCUGCCAGAUUUCUGAUUCCUUGGACUCAAACAUUGAGCAGAUUUCUGAGUAAUUAUCCAUGAGAGAAGUUUUUUCAUCUCAUUGACCUUAAGAUUCAGCAUGAGUGGACACUGCGGACCUAACCCCUCUGGAUCCUUCCGUUGAGGUGGGAGCACUUGGCUGAUUGCCUGCCAUUGUACCUUUACUAAUGGCCUCUACCUCCACUUCAGUUGUUUUCUUAUUCUCCACUAAUUCAAUUCUCUGGAGGCCUGAUUGGAGGACAAUAUAUUAUUGCUAUUAUUGAGUGUGUCCCUUUGUCCCAAACAGAAGGAGAAGCCUGGAUUCUGAAGUGUGUCUACUGAGUUAGCAACAAAGGCUUCUAACUGAACCGUGAUGGUGCCAGUUCAGGCCAAGAGCCGACUCUCACAGGAUUCCUAGAAGGUGGUAGGAACAGAAGCAGCGAACUGAGUCUAACGGGGGCUUAUGCUGCCGAAUUUGCCUGCGUGUGUAUUUGAGUAAAUA